AUGUAUCUAUCAUCCGAUGCAGUUGAUGCCUAUAGUCUUGCGACAUUAGCGGGUGCGCCGUUUAGUCAACUUUUGUCGCAAUGUUUAUUAGCUUGGCCACUGGUUUUUUUGCUAUUUACACUACCAGCAACUAAUUUACUCAUUAAUUUGGGAUAUGUUUCGGGUGCUGGACCUGUUUUAACAUUCAGUCGAAUAGCACCUGUUGCUUCAGGUCUUGGUUGGGCUCUGACAUGGUUAGCUGGUGAGCGAUUAUUUAUUAGAUCGCUUACUGCAGCUCAGUAUUUAAUAUAUCUAUUAGUUUCAAUACGACAGCGCUUGGACUGGGCUAUAGAUUGCGGCCAUAAAUAUAACGAUGAUUUGUGCAUUGAUUUACUUCGAGUUAACAUUUCACAUGGGAAAGCACAACAUCGACCGGAUAAUAAUUGGCCAGCGCAACAAUUUAAUAAGUAUGUAAUUCGACGAGUACCACAUAAUGUCAAUUUGUCAGUUUGGGCUCCGAAUGCUUGGUAUUUUGAAGAUCAAAGCAUGACGCAAAAGUUUUCCAUUGAAUUCCCUGCUUUUUCACUCAGUUUAGCGCAUGUUCUGAUUUGGUGCACGUUAUUUUUCAUCUCUAAAAGAUAUGGUCCCAGUCCAGGAUGGUUUUUAUCGCGAUUCUGCAUCUUAUUACCGCUAAUGUUUUAUGCUAUUUUAAUUUCUGGUUUGACAAUAUUUGGGUUUUCAUUUGGCAAGACGAAUGAACGAGAAAUUUCACCCGAAGAUGUGGAAAAAUAUCCAUUUCAGUAUUUCUCUGAAAUUCAUGGUUUUUUCCGAACUACAGUUGCUCUAAUGGAUUAUUCAUCUGCGUUUACUGGUAUUCUAAUAUUUGCAUCAAGCCGAAUACGUUCUGGAAAUCUACCCAUGAAUGCGUUGGCACUUCUUACAGCUCAAUUUCUACCUCCAGCGAUAUUAUAUGUAAUAAAAGAGGGCUGUAAUGGACAUUUGGCGAAAAUUCAACCUGCAUAUGAUAGUUAUGCAGCUACAGAUGAGACAUUUUCCUUUGAUACGGCUGCUGCAUGUUUUGCUACAGUAACAGGCGGACCGAUUUGGGCUAUACUUUUUUAUUCAGCAAAUUUGAUGUAUAACUGCAUUGGUCCUAUGGUGGUGCUUUUGCUGUUUAUUUAUAAUUCAUUUGCUGAGCAAUUCGUGUUCGUGGAGCAGUUCAGGACAUUUCUUUUGGCUUUGUUAUGUACGGUAUUUGCUGCAACGGGUCUUUUACUUUGCAUGCCCAUGGGUACAUCGUUCAGCACAUUGUUACACUAUGUUUCGCAGUCAUCACUAACUCAGUUAUUUUUGUUUAUUGUUGUCUUCUUUGUAUAUGGAUGGUACAAUUUGGAUACGGAUGUACGGAUAAUGAUAGAUGCUGAUCAGAAUCAUUCUAUGCUUACAUAUUUGCUUGGAGUAACAAGCCCAGUAUAUACAGUACUAUUAUUCACAGCUGUACCGGCUUUAUUGGUGGCAAAAUUAGUGAGUGUAUUUGAUUUGUUAAUGACCGGAAUGGAUAUUGAAAGACAUAUCGAUUAUGGGACCUCAUUUAUAUCUUCAUCAAAAACAUUGAAUCGAUUUUUUGGAUAUCUGAUAUUACUUGGACCAUCAGUUAUCACUGGGAUUUUUGCUAUAGUUGCAUUUUACGUUCAUGUUAUGCGAUAUAAAAUGCCUUGGGGUUCAAUUAUGGAUGCAACUGCUGAUUGGAUUUCGCAUACUUCACUUAGACAGGCAGUGAGCCCUAAACCAGCUCCGAUCUCACAUCGUAUCUUCAUCACAUUGUUCAGUAUUUCAUAUCGAACGGCUUUACGUGGAAUAUUUUUGAUUGAAGUAUUAAUUGGCGUAAUUUUAUUCUUUCUGUUCAUUGGUAAUACAUUUUACAUUCGUUUUGUUGGUGAUGCAAAUGCAGCAGUGGCAGGCAAUUUUCGCACAAUAUUAUUCCUUGGCCUUAUCACCUUUCAUAUUUUGUCAUUGAUUGAGAUGCGUUGGACAUUAAAACGAUGGGAUCAUUCAUCAAGAUUGACUCUAUGCAUAGCCGUUACAACGAUGGAAAUGGCAUUUUUGAAUGGUUAUAUGUGGGUCGCUGCAGUCAAUCAUUCUUGGGGCUUGAAUUACCAACCCUUCCUAGUAAUUUUUGUAAAUACAAUCAUCCGAGGAGUCCUACUUUCUAUUUUGAUAGCGGUUCGUUGGAACAUUACGGAAAUGUCUCACCCAACUCGUACUCGCGACGCUACUGAAAUUUACGAUGCAACUGCUGAUUUAGAUAAUGACGUGGAUCAUGAAGAAGGUGGUGUACCAACUAUUUACGAAAUGCGACGUGACGUUUUCACGUAA
Thelazia callipaeda (thelaziosis nematode) is the source of this 2355-nucleotide messenger RNA. The record is from the annotation of a GenBank genome assembly. Lineage: Eukaryota; Metazoa; Nematoda; Chromadorea; Rhabditida; Thelaziidae.